Pygocentrus nattereri (red-bellied piranha) is the source of this 1446-nucleotide messenger RNA. RefSeq names its product zinc finger protein 239-like. Bases 304 to 1281 code for a protein of 325 amino acids. Gene Ontology annotation, biological process: negative regulation of transcription by RNA polymerase II. Gene Ontology annotation, molecular function: DNA-binding transcription repressor activity, RNA polymerase II-specific. NCBI's taxonomy places the organism in Eukaryota, Metazoa, Chordata, Actinopteri, Characiformes, Serrasalmidae. The record is from RefSeq and is a predicted model, not a curated record. The transcript has 2 exons.
AGCUGUUUAUCUCUUUUUCUCUCUGUUUAUUCUGUGUUUAUAACUCACUCUAACAGAAAUACAGACAGUUUCCACCGUUUCCAUGAACAUGGGACAGAAACAAAUCCCCUUUUGAAAGCUCAGAUGAGAAUGUAAAAUGUGUGAGCUAACUCAGAAGCAGCCUUCUUCAUCCAGGCUGAGCUGAGCUGAACUGAACUGAGCUGAGCAGAGCAGGUUCUGAAGUUUUCUAGUUGGGCUUGAGAAGGUCAGAGAAAGGAAUGUCUUCCUGUUGCAAGUCUUCUCCUGUUUCUGGUGCCAACUUCCAUGCACAGUUGUAAUUUACUGUCACAAACACAUCAAGAAAUGCCGGCAAAAGGAAUUCGUCACACUGCAGAAAUUGGGGAAAAGGUGUUCAGAAGCACCAGCACUCAGAAAACAUCCUCCACUGCUCUCCAUGUGAACACCCCUCACAAACAUCCACAAAAGAUUACAAUCAAAGAAAGAUCCUGCUACUGCUCAGAGUGUGGAAAGAGUUUUACUACACAGAGUAAUCUACAAACACACCGACGUAUUCACACAGGAGAAAAACCGUAUCACUGCUCAGAGUGUGGAAAGAGUUUCAUUGUACAAAGUCAUCUUCAAAGACACCAGCGCAUUCACACAGGAGAGAAACCGUAUUCCUGCUCAGACUGUGGGAAGAGUUUUACUCAACAGAUCAAUCUUCAAACACACCAGCGCACUCACACAGGAGAGAAACCGUAUCACUGCUCAGAGUGUGGACAGAGUUUCAAUCAGCAGAGUCACCUCAGUACACACCAGCGCAUUCACACAGGAGAGAAACCUUUUCACUGCUCUGAAUGUGGAAAGAGUUUUACUGAGAGACGUACUCUACAACACCACCAGCGCAUUCACACAGGAGAGAAACCGUAUCAGUGUUUGGAGUGUGGUAAGCAUUUUAGGGAGAAUGGUGCCCUCAAUAAACACCAGCGCAUUCACACAGAUGUGAAACCAUAUAACUGCUCAGAGUGUGGAAAGGGUUUUGCUCUGCCGAGUCAUCUCCAAUUUCACCAGCAUAUUCACACAGGACAGAAACCAUAUCACUGCUCAGAGUGUGGGAAGAGCUUUACAAGGCAUGGUGGUUUUCAAAAACACCAGCGCAUCCACACAGGAGAGAAACCGUAUCACUGCUCAGAGUGUGGACAGAGUUUUAGAGAAAGUGGUACCCUCAGGAAACACCAGCGAAUUCACAGAAGAAAGAAAUCUGUUCAGAGUGUGGGAGAAGCUUCAAACGUUCACAUUUAAAGACACACAAAUACAUUAAUGGGUGUGCCUGCAGACUGAGCCUAGAAAUUGCUCAGCUAAAUCAUGAAGUUAAGUGCAUUUGUUUUGUUUUUUUUGUUUUUUUUUCAGGAUGUAGAGAAAUGAAAUAGGCUGUACCUCUUAUACAAAUAAAAAAAACAAACUUUU